AGUACGGACCGCAGCCGGUCUGAGGCGAAGCCCGAACGCCAUGGAACAGCCCCGGAAGGCAGUGGUGGUGACGGGCUGUUUGUGGGUGAGACCGCCCCUCGCUGUCACCAACUCCCUUAAAGUACCUGUUCCUUGAGGAGACUCAGAGCGACGUGAGCGUCAACUUCUGCUGGGUGUGUGGCUGGGGGGUCAUUUUGAUUCGCCUCCUGGAAUGGUCCCAGUGAGAAAUCCAGAUAAGGUUCACACAGGUGUUCUGUGAUCUGGGAAGGUGGAACCAGUCCUGAGAUUCUCAGGAAGAAGCCACUCAACCUGAUGAACAGGGUUUGGUCCUUUUGGGGAACAUACCGUGAAUGCCAGCUGGAUUGCAGUCCAGGAGCUGGAGAAGCUGGGGCUUGGCGACAGCGUGGACCUGCACAUCUAUGAGAUUCCAGUGGAGUACCAGACAGUUCAGAGGCUCAUCCCCGCCCUGUGGGAGAAGCACAGCCCACAGCUAGUGGUGCAUGUGGGUGUGUCAGGCAUGGCCACCACAGUCACAUUGGAAAAGUGCGGCCACAACAAGGGCUACAAAGGACUGGACAACUGCCACUUCUGCCCCGGCUCCCAAUGCUGCGUGGAAGAUGGGCCUGAAAGCAUUGACUCCAUCAUCGACAUGGAUGCUGUGUGUCAGAGGGUCACUACAUUGGGCCUGGAUGUGUCAGUGACCAUCUCGCAAGAUGCUGGCAGGUACCUCUGCGACUUCACCUACUACACCUCUCUGUACCAGAGUCACGGCCGUUCAGCCUUUGUCCACGUGCCUCCCCUGGGCAAGCCAUACAACGCAGACCAGCUGGGCAGGGCCUUGCGGGCGAUCAUCGCAGAGAUGCUGGGUGUCCUGGAGCAGUCAGAAGACAAAAUCAGCUAUCGCCACACACACUGAAAGUCACUCAGGCCUCUCAAGACCUCGUCCCACCAGGGACCCCAGGAGGAGACAAACCUUGCAGCUGGGGAUCUGAUUCGGAUCAAAUAUUUCAAUUUACAUACCUCCUCUCCCUUUUCCUCCACAAGAGCACUAAUUGAUUUGAAGGAG
Molecule: messenger RNA, 1066 nt
Organism: Phyllostomus hastatus (greater spear-nosed bat)
Lineage: Eukaryota; Metazoa; Chordata; Mammalia; Chiroptera; Phyllostomidae
Gene: PGPEP1
Product: pyroglutamyl-peptidase I
Exons: 6
Coding region: 518-916 (132 amino acids)
Biological process (GO): proteolysis
Cellular component (GO): cytosol
Molecular function (GO): pyroglutamyl-peptidase activity
Source: RefSeq, a predicted model, not a curated record